UAUCCAAACCAACUACCAAAAAAACAUUUUGUACUUCCAAUAGCAAAACAACAGUUAAUACAUAGCUUUGUUACACCAAUUUCUUCAGCUUUCUAGGUUUAUUACCUAUUUCCUACUUGCUUUUUUGACCAAAAUAUCAGAAAAAAUGUCGCAUUACCAGAACCAAUAUGGUGCAACAGGCCAAACUGAUGAAUAUGGCAACCCAAUUCGCCACACCGACGAAUAUGGCAACCCAGUUAAUCGCACCGACAACACUGGCACCUAUGGAACUGGAGGGCAUGGUACUACCACGGGAUAUGGUACGGGAUAUGGUACUGCCACCACCGGUACCGGCGUUGGCGGUAAUUAUGGCCAGACCCAGCAGCACAAGGAACACGGCCAUGGUGGUACUGGAGUGCUGCAUCGCUCUGGUAGCGGAAGCUCUAGCUCUUCGGAGGAUGAUGGUCAAGGCGGGAGGAGGAAGAAGGGGCUUAAAGAUAAAAUAAAGGAGAAGCUGCCUGGCGGUAACAGGGGCGACCAGACUCAUACAGGUGCCACUACGACUCCUGGAGGUGGAGGUUACAACCAGACUCAUACAGGUGCCACUACGGCUCCUGGAGGUGGAGGUUACUACGAUGCAUCGAGGGAGCAACCUGAGAAGAAGGGAAUGAUGGAGAAGAUCAAGGAGAAGCUUCCUGGGCAGCACUAGGUUGUUUUAAAUAAUAUCUAUGUCUGUGUGCGUGAAUAUAUGGUGACUAAUAAAAAUUAAGAAGUAUAUAAAACUACUAUAAACUCUGGUUUGUCAGGGACGAGCGAGUCUGAAAUGGCCGGGAGGUUCAUUAUUGCAAACAGGCUCAUAUGCUGUGUAUAAUAAGUGAUGUUUGCUCCUGUUUAGUUAACAUCAUGAUGCUUUAGAUUAUGUAGUAUGUGCUUGGCAGGCUUUGUUAUGUGUUCCAUUUGGUACUACUACGUAUUUCAAGAGUUUCUAUUUUA
Messenger RNA from Ziziphus jujuba (common jujube), 972 nucleotides. RefSeq names its product dehydrin DHN1. The coding region runs from base 146 to 688 and encodes 180 amino acids. The record is from RefSeq and is a predicted model, not a curated record. NCBI's taxonomy places the organism in Eukaryota, Viridiplantae, Streptophyta, Magnoliopsida, Rosales, Rhamnaceae. Gene Ontology annotation, biological process: response to water. The transcript has 2 exons.